Messenger RNA from Symbiodinium pilosum, 771 nucleotides. The record is from the annotation of a GenBank genome assembly. Lineage: Eukaryota; Dinophyceae; Suessiales; Symbiodiniaceae.
AUGGCAUGCCGCCCCAGGAACUUGGCCAAGCGGUACUUGCCGCCCGGGAAAUACAGCGAUAUGUAUCAAAUGUAUGUGUCUCACCAGAUGGCCAGCUCUGAACCUUGCGCUUCGUCCACUACAUUCUACAGGGUUCUGAAUGAGAGUGGCUGGCGCCGGGUCCUCAUCUUCAGGGGCAAGAGUCAGCACAGCCAAUGCCACGUCUGCGCCAAGCUGAAGUCUCAGCUGCGACACGCGCGAGGCCUGCAGGAGAUGGCUGCCGCUUCCGACCGACUCAUGCGACAUCUGGGCGGGCAGUUUCUCGACCGGUCCAUGUAUUGGGCGUUAAGAAAUAGAGCACGAACCGACAAGGACCUCCUGCUUCUGAUAACUGACUCAAUGGACAAGGGAAAAUUUGCCCUGCCUCGCUGGGUGCAGGGCAGGCCUCCGAAAGACAUCGAGGACUUGAAGCGACCUCAAUGUGAACUGACCUGCACUAUGGUGCAUGGACGCCUCAUCUAUGUUGCUGUAACGGACGAAGACCAGACCACUGGGAGCAGCUGGACAGUGGAGAAUGUCUCUCGCGCCUUGGAGAAAGCUUAUGCUCUCAGCCAGCAAAAUGGCACGGGCUGGCCAUCUUUGCUGAAAAUUUUCGCAGAUAACACACCCAAGGAAGUGAAGAACAGUGUUUUCGCCCGCUAUUGCUCUUCAUUGGUGAGCAGCGAUGCGUUCGAGGUGGUCUCCCAUGACCACCUCACAGUCGGUCACACUCACGAAGACAUUGGUGCCCCA